UAUUUAUUAAAUAUUUCAUAAAAUAUUUAAGGGUAAAAUUACCAUUCAACGUAAAUUUUAUCAGUCCAGUAAUCUUAUUCUCACAUAAGCAUCCAAACACUAUCGAAAAUAUCCUCCGUGAACAAAUAAUUAAUAUUCAAACGUAAAUUUAUAGUUAUUCUAACUUAUAUCAAAAUAUUCUCUAUUCUUGGGAAUAAUAAAAAUUAUUUCUCAAAAUUUAGUUCUGGAACCAAAAAGAGUAUGGCCUUUCGCUCGAAUGAAAGUAAAUUUUAUUUUAUUUUUUAUUUUCAUUUAUCCUCCCACAUCCUUUCUCGUAAGACACUCCGCGUCCCCUGCGACGGUUGACCGUUAGCGCCGUCCCUGCUACGUACGUACGCGUACAUACGACACAGUUGCGACACCGUUGCUUUUAAAGAAGUACUAUUAUUAUUAUUAUUAUUAUUAUUAUUAUAUUAUAUUAUAUUAUAUUGAUUUACGGCUUUGCCGACGUCUUCCUCAAUUCCAUCACCACCGAACCUUCCCCGUUCCCUGCCUCGAAGCUCCUCCUGAACCCAGCUGCUUCUGAUGGAUCACAAGUUUCCUUGAAAGAAAAGAAAGGACCAGAAAUCGCAAGGAAUCAAACAUAUACUGCCUAUAUAUACAAACUUUCUCUUCUCGCACCAUGGGGAUCGGUGAUAAGCAGAUCACAGUUUGUUAAUUAGUUUGCGCCCACCUACGUACGUAUCAACACUUCUUCGCAGAUAAUCAUAUAUACACGUAGUAGCUAGCUAGCGACCGUACGUCCAUCAUGCUUGCUGUCAUCAACAACGGAGCCGCGCCCGCCGCCGCCAGUUUGGCCGCAGCAGUACAGCCGGCCGACGUCGUGAGCGGUCGGAACAGCAGCAGCUCCUCGGCUUCCCUCUCGACGUCUUCGUCCCUGAUAAGUAAACUGCGGGUUGCGUUGUCUCCUAAAAGCAAGAGGCCUGCAGAUGGCGAUAUUCGCCAGCAGCAGCAGCAGCCCCUUGCGCGGGUCCUGAGCUGUGGCAGCACCGAAUCCAGAUCCAGCUCCGGUGCCAGCUCCGGCGGGGGGAGCAGGCGAUCGAGAAAUACGGAGGUGAUGGAGCGUGUGUUUCGCUACUUUGACGAGAACGGGGACGGGAAGAUCUCGCCUGCGGAGCUGCAGAGUUGCAUGCGGAGGAGCCUCGGGGAGGAGCUGUCGGCCGAGGCGGCGGCAGCAGUGGUGGCGUCGAGCGACUCGGACGGGGACGGGCUGCUCGGGUUUGAGGAUUUCUUGAGGCUGCUCGCAGAAGAUGAGAAGGCUGCAGGAAUAUCGGCGGCGACAGAGGAGGAGGAGGAGAGCUGCAGCCUGCGCGAGGCGUUCCGGGUGUACGAGAUGGAGGGGCAGGGCUGCAUCACUCCCAAGAGCCUCAAGCGGGCACUCCGCAGGCUCGGCGACCCCCGCACCACCAGGGAGUGCGCCGCCAUGAUCCGCGGCUUCGAUCUCAACGGUGACGGCGUCAUCUGCUUUGACGAGUUCAGGGCCAUGAUGAUGAUCUAACUAUAACUGAAUGUAUAGAUAUAUCCCCUGCCAUCUGGGGGGAUACAUGACACACAAAUUGAUACCUUCCAAUUCUUUCAUUUUUUUUUUUUUUUUGUUUUGUUUUGCGGACACUUCUGUUUCGAAUUUACUGCUGUAUGAGAUUCUUUUAUCAGUUGUUUCUGUGAUGUAUAGAAAAAGUAUAGUAUUUCGUUAAUUAAUGUGUUUCAGAAAACACGAUAAUCAUCAAUAAAGUGAUCGAAUUCUUUUGACGAUA
Ananas comosus (pineapple) is the source of this 1793-nucleotide messenger RNA. RefSeq names its product putative calcium-binding protein CML19. The transcript has a single exon. The record is from RefSeq and is a predicted model, not a curated record. NCBI's taxonomy places the organism in Eukaryota, Viridiplantae, Streptophyta, Magnoliopsida, Poales, Bromeliaceae. Gene Ontology annotation, molecular function: calcium ion binding. The coding region runs from base 788 to 1537 and encodes 249 amino acids.